Podarcis lilfordi (Lilford's wall lizard) is the source of this 30199-nucleotide messenger RNA. The record is from the annotation of a GenBank genome assembly. NCBI's taxonomy places the organism in Eukaryota, Metazoa, Chordata, Lepidosauria, Squamata, Lacertidae.
AUGGAGCGGGAACAGUUUUUGGCUAAAUGGCCACUUCCCCUUGUGGAAAACCUUAUUGGGGCCAUAGGUAAAAAAAGAAAAAGGUAAAAAGGUAAAGGUAAAGGACCCCUGGAUGGUUAAGUCCAGUCAAAGAUGACUAUGGGGUUGUGGUGCUCAUCUCGCUUUCAGGCCGAGGGAGCCGGCGUUUGUCCACAGACAGCUUUCCAGGUCAUGUGGCCAGCAUGACUAAACUGCUUCUGGUGCAACGGAACACCGUGACGGAAGCCAGAGCAUACAUAAACACCGUUUACCUAUUUAUCUACUUGCACUGGGGUGCUUUCAUACUGCUAUAUUGGCAGGAGUUGGGACAGAGAAACGGGAGCUCACCACGUCAUGGGGAUUUGAACCACUGACCUUCUGUUCGGCAAGCCCAAAAGGCUUAGUGCAGGCAUGUCCAAAGUCCGUUUUGGGGCCCUUUGGCAGUUUAUGGGGUAAAAUCCUAAAAAACCUCAACAACUUCAAUCUUAAAAAAAAAAGCUCAAUAAUUUCAACCCUAAAAAAAGUGCAACAACUUUGGUCGACCUUUUGGUUGGCCCUCACGGCCCUUCACUUCAUCGAACCUGGCCCUCUUUGAAAAAAGUUUGGACACUAAUGGCUUAGUGCAGGGGUGUCAAACUGAAAUUCAUCGGGGGCCGCAUCAGCAGUUUGGUCACCCUCAAAGGGCUGGUUGUAUCUGUAGGACUAUGUGUCCACUAUUAUCAUAAAUUAUUGUCACUGCAUUCAAUUAUUACUGUUUUUUGUAAUAAUGUAAGUAAUAACUAGCUAUGAAAGCAGAAACAUAGUCAGAAUAAUGGCAAGUAGAAUGCAUGUAAAGUGGAGGUUUCCUGUGUAGAAUGGCCGGUGCCACUAGAGGGCAGACGUUCUCUGGCUUGUAGGCUGUCGCGCAUGCGCUGAAGAGGCGGCUUUCUUGUUGGAAAAAAAAAAGCGAGAAUAAAAGGUGAAGGCUGGCGGCCGGCGGCGGCUACACGGGCCACAUGACGAGGUCUGGCGGGCCGGAUUCGGCCCCCGGACCUUGUGUUUGACACCCGUGGCUUAGUGGUUUAGACCACAGCGCCACCUGCGUCCCUGCUAUUGCAGCCAUAUUGCAGUGGUGGUGGGGCAGAUCAAAAGUGGUAGGCUGUAUCAGGAGUUGACUCUUACUAUUUUGUAUUUCAGCCUCGCAAAAUCAGAGGUUUCAACACCACCCCCACCUUAUGUAUAUUUAUGAAAUAAUUGGGACCUGAAUUUCCCUAUUUUCCUCUUUACCUGUUUUUCUCUUUUGUUUCUAUCACCCACAUGUUACUCCACCCUAUAUAUGUGUUUAUUUAUAACCUGCAAAAAUUUCCUACAUGCAUACAUACUGCAGAUGUGUUUACAGAGCCUCAUCAGUGAUCCUGCCGAUUCAGGAAUGUCUAUUAGACUAUAUGCCAUUAUUUUACAUUUUAAACUGCCUUGAGUACAGAACUGACACAUUGCCCAUUACCACAUGUGUGGUAAGUAAAUCCAAAUGACAUUACUUAUGGAAAUGUAGCCCAUCUUCUCAAGUGUGGUGCAGAAUGUCCUGGAUCAAGCUAUUCAUUUCAGUCAAGAAACAAAGUAAUUUGAGCCGCCUGUAAUCAAGUCAUUUCCCUGGUAUUGCUGACAAGGAGUGAGAUCAAGUGACUUUUAAGGUAACCCCUCAUUUCCAGUAAUACGUUAGGGUCUCUGCAAUGCAUGUAAGAAUCAAAAGCACAUUGCUGGAGUAGAUUAUGCUAUGCACCAUAUUUCAUAGUGUAUGCAGAGAAUAAAAUGUAAUGCAUUCCUCAUUGUCAUCAUGCAAAAUUUCCUGUGUUUUUCUUCACAAAGAAAGCAUGAAAUCCAUCAAAGACAUAAAGGUAAUUAAGCAGAAAUACUGAUUCUUCCUUUCAACAGAAGAAAGAUGUUGCAUACUCCUCUUAGAGGAAACUGGAAUAAUGCAGUCUAUUUACUAGGAUCAAACAACGCCCCUGAAGGCUGGAAUUAAAGAACUUAGAUGCCUUUGAAUCCACCUUUUUGAGAUUGCUACUUUGUUCAAUAAGAACUACAUUUAUAUCCCUUUACAACCUCUUUCCUGCUUUUUUAAAAACAAAUCCACAUUAGCCACUGCUGUGAUCACAUCAAAGCAACCAAACAGUUAGUUCAAUAGCUUUUCCCUCUGAUUCUUCUAAAAUGUUAAAUGGGUACAGGGUGGGAGAGAGAAAUAUUAUGGUGGUUUCUUUUUAUGAGAUUUUCCUGUCAUUAAGUCUCCCAGUAAUAUUUUACUUUACCUGAAAGAUAACACUGUAAAUUUUAGAAAGUUUGUAUACUACAUGAGAGGAAACAACAAGUUGUACAGUCAUCACUGCAUUAUGACAGAAUGAUUGAGGUAAAUAUAAACAAGUGAAAACAAUGGGUUUUAAAAUACAUUUAUUUAAUGCUCUUUUUAGUUUGAGAAGAUGUACUUUUGCAGCGCAGGGAUCUUUUAAGUAAAGGUAUAGAUUAUCAUUUUUAAGCACUCAUACUGCAAUUCUUCAUGUUUACUCAGAAGUAAAUUCCAUUGAAUUCAACCCUAUAUAUAGUACCCUGAAGAAAGAUCAAUCCUCAAAACUAGAGUGUAAAAUACUAAAGUUACCAUCCAGUUUACAGCUGCAUGAUGAUGAUUUAUUCUCCUGUUUACAUCCAGUGUGCACCCAUCCCACAUUUUGUAGUGCCCCUCAUCUGAUACUCAAACUGGGAGUCACAGGUACCAACCCAACCCCCAACAUUGUCUGAUUCACUCCAAACUGGUGCCAAGGUUCUGCAGUCGUUUGGCAGCAUCUCUCUCCCCUCCUCAAACAAAAACCCUCAGUAAUUGGUGCUCAAGGAUCAUAGGUAUCACUCCAAAACCCAACAUUAUCUGAUUCACUCCAAAAUUUGGGGGUUUUGUAGUUAACAGAGGUUUCCAGUGAUGUUCUUAAAUCCUGCAAAGGCCCCAUCUUUUAUCCCUUAAUAAAACAUUCACUGCUGCAAUGCUAGAGCUGCAGGGGUCCUCCUCCAAGUCCCCAGAACCAGAGUGGGUGGUAGCAGUGCAGCUUGGACUCCCCUCCCCCCACAUCCCUGUUCCCCAUCAGCUCAAGAACAGUGGCCCUUUAAACAAAAAGGGAAAUCUCAGAAACCUUGACACCUGCAUGGCUCAGGGGCUUCAUGAAUCCCAGCUGCUGUAUAUUGCAUUUACUUUCCAACGCCAACACCUGCUGCUGUGUCUUCUGCAGCUUGUUCCUUGCCAUUCCUCCACUCCUAGUUGUGUCCCUUCCUGUUUUUCUAGGAAUUCGUUCCCUUGUGCUCAGUGGAGCUUAUGUGAUUGCAGCCUCCACGAAGGCAUCUUCCCAGUGAGUGAAUGGAUUGGGUUGAAACAAGCCAUAUCACCUGGACCUUCAGCUGCCUAUGUACAAACAUACACAGAGGGAACUCCCUUUGCGAAGGUUAGUACUGUACAUAUCUGUUAGCUGACUGCUUUUUGUUCAGGACAUCCAGGUUUUGCAGAUACCUACCCAAUCCUUAGAAGAAGCAAGGGGCAUAGAUUUAUCUCUCCACAUGCAAUAGUAAAACUUUAAAUGUUAAGAGCUUUAAGCUAUUUCUAUCCUAGGCAAAUCCUUUAAAAAUCACUUCUGCUGUUUUUUUGAUUUAUUUCUCCCCUGAUGGGUUUAUGACACUUUCUGCUGUUUCUCAUUUAUCUGGCGGGUUUGAACUUUGCAUGCAGUGACAGAGCUUUGAUGUAAGUGCCAUCAUUUUACAGGAAAGAGUAAGUUGACACCUCAGAAGCUUUUUAUUUUAGAAAAAGAAACACCUUUUUGUUUGUUUGUCUUGCUUCUCAACUUCAGAAUUAGCUGGUAUUAAACAUCAUCCUUAAGUAAUGUAUAAGUGAAUUAACCCCCUUCUGCUCCUUGUCUGCGUGUUCCCUUUGUCAAGAUAGGGCCUAUAUUACAGAUCCGGAAAGGUCUUGACUAGUCUAAUUUAUACAAGAAGCUUGUUCAGGUUGCUCAGUUUCAGAUGGAUGAGCGGGCAGAUGGAAACCAAGAGAUGCAUAGGAGUGGGGUCAAGGGAGAACAUUAUAGGACUCAUAGAAAACAUGAGUCAUUUUGGAGCCAGGAGGUGUGGGCGAGGUGAGAUAAGGAAUCAGCAGAAUGUGGGACAGUAUUAUGACAUUUUGCAGCGAUUUGUGACCUUUUGUUGUGGGAUAACACCUUUCUUAAAGCAAUGUGUUCUUGAAACCAUGCAAAGUUUGCCACCGCAGGAUUGAGACUCUGCUGAUCAAUUAUAUUUUACAACCCCCUCCCCCCACAAAACAGUUACUGAGCUAAGCAAUAAAUAGAAGAAACAUCUGCUGUUUAUUUUAUUCUAUUUGGCACAUAGAGAAGUAAACAUUUAAUUCAAUAAACUGUGUGGCCUGUUUUUAUGACUCCAACCCUUGAGAAAACAUUAGAUGACAUAAUAUGAUAUUUAAUUAAUUUCAAAAUGGCCUUGGUUUUUCUUUUCUAAGCAAAAAUAUUUUUAAUAACCUGAAAGAGGAACUUAUAAACAUUCUCUGCAGCCCACUUAAUUAUUUGUAUUUCAUGUCUUUUGAACUCAGUUGGAACUAGAACAAUUUUAAUCUUCAUGCUAACUGGAUUAUAAACCUUGCUCUCUAUUUUAUUAAGCACACAUUUUAUUCUUGUACCUAUUGGUCUUCAUUCCAAUAGUCUGGAGUCUGAUUAUUUGCCUGCAAUGGACACCAUCAGCCUGAACAAUAUUUAUAAUUAUCUCUCUCUCCCCAGAGGACUUUUGUGGCUGCUCCUCUGUGUGUAUUUUUAGAUUAGUUUUACCUCCUAUACCUGCCACUUUUUUCUUACUGCUGUUUAAAUUUGUUGUUAAUUGUUUAAUUUUUGUUCUGUUAAAACUGUUGUAAGCUGCCCUGAGCAGAGCAAAUGAAAAGCAGGCCAUAUUACAUAAAUGCUAAAAGCAUUUUGAUGCAAAUGACACCAUUUUACAUGAAAACAACAACAAAAAAGGUUAAAACCUCCAUCAGCAUUCUGUCACUUAUUUUGACGUUCAAGCCUGACAAGAUAUUAGGCAUUCCACAUGUUGUUAAUACUCAUUUGUAUUUUUCAUGCAUAUGGAUCUAUGCAAUACGGUGGUACCUCGGGUUAAAUACUUAAUUUGUUAUGGAGGUCCGUACUUAACCUGAAACUGUUCUUAACCUGAAGCACCACUUUAGCUAAUGGGACCUCCUGUUGCCACCGCGCUGCCAGAGCCCGAUUUCUGUUCUUAUCCUGAAGCAAAGUUCUUAACGUGAAGCACUAUUUCUGGCUUAGUGGAGUGUGUAUGUAACCUGAAGCGUAUGUAACCCGAGGUAUCACUGUAUUCAUAAUUGCAACAGAAGUAGUUUUAUGUCUUGAUAGGAAACUGUCCUGAUUUUUCCUUCCUGACAGACAACCAAGGGAAAACUUUUUUCCUAAAUAAUUGGAAUCUGAUUGUGGAAAGCAGCUGAGGUUUGCUUGGGGGGUUUUGGGGUACUGGUUGUUGCACAGACAUUUUUAUUUAUUUAUUUCUCUUCUUGUAUACCAGUUUUAAUAAUAAUAAUAAUAAUAAUAAUAAUAAUAAUAAUAAUAAUUGUUAUCUACUGAAGUUCUCACCCUGGGCCAGCAGGGGGAUACUGUAGAUAGUUAUGCAAAUGAAGGAUCAAUAGUGACGUUCAGUGACUGGAUAGUUUGUAUGCAAAUGAAGGAUCAAAAGUGACGUUCAGUGAUUGGCUAGUUACAGAAAAUGGUUACUGUUGCAUUCUAGUGGAGCUCUAUAUAAGCAGGCUGACUGAGCUCCUCAGUUCAGUUCUGUUCCAGCUUACAAAUAAAGAGCUGCUUUGGAAGAAUUGCUGUGUCGUCUGAUAUGUUCGCCCACAACUUAACAAUAAUAAUAUAAAAAAUGACAUCCAGCCUGAUUAAGAGUUCAGAAGCCUCUUCAGUAUUUUGUGGCCUUUUGGUUGGCCCAAAAAAGAUAGUGCCUUACUCUGGAUUUUGGAAAAGUAAAAAACUGGAUUACUUUUAUCCAGACUGUUUGCAAUGACAGACCUUGGGGUCUCAAAUUUGGUGCCUCCUGCCUCUCGUGCUCCAUUCUAAAUAAUAGUUGUGAAGUCCCCUGCGUUGUUCCCAAGGCUCUGCAUCCAGUGCAACUAAACCAGUCGCAUGUCCCUAAAUGUGCCUCUGCUUUUUGGCUCUUUGUCCCUGGGUAUGCACCUAGGAAACCUUCAUAUUGCUGUUGUAUUUUCUUAGUGAGUAUGUAUGUAUGUAUAGAUAGAUAGACAGAUAGAUAGAUAGAUACGGUUUUGUGGACAAGCCACUUCCUCUUUCUUGUGAAAUUACAUGAUGUCCAAGUUUAAGGCCCAGUUUAAGAAUUAGAUAAUCUUAUAUAGUCCAUUUUUACCAAUGCUGUGUCUACAUGUUCACAGCAUGUGUAAUAGGAAUUAUUUCAAUAAAUGGCUCUGGGCAGCUCUACAUUUCUCUAGGGAAAGAUUACACAUUUUUGCUUCCCUGCCACUGGUUCAAUUAGCCCAGCAGAAAAUUAAAUUUACUUGCCCCCUGGAAAUUUUUUGUAUUGAUAUUUUUAAAAGGCAUCUUUCUUCAGUGAAGAGAUACUGAAACAUGUAUCCUAAUCUCUACAAAAUCAAUGAGCAAACUAUGUGCUUAGACUGCUAAAUGUCAAUAUUUACUAAAAUAUUCUAGAAGAGAAGAUAUAGCGGAGUUUCAAUUUAUGUUAAUCAUGUUUACUUUUUUAUUGUUAAAUACCUUGUUCAGUUGCUGAUCAGAAAGGAACUAACAAAUUAUUAUAUUUGAGAAGCCUCUUUUCAUAGUUGCUUCUCCUACUUCCUCCUCUCUCUUUCCCACAAAGUUAUAAUGGCGCUCAGGCUACAGUAAUGGACAGUAGGUUUCCUGGCCAGGUCUCUUGGGCCAUCUCAUUCCUGUGUUGUAUAAUAUGGGUGGGCAGAAUGAAGGUUGGGAUCUACUAGAAGUUGUGUGAGUGCUUUGCAGAGUAGAUCGGCAAGGGUUUCUGACUGCUAAUUGUUUAACAACAGAUAUAGCAAAAUGGCUUUGUUUUGUUACCUAUAUUAUGCUGCUGAAAUGAAGGCCAAGAGCCGUUUUUGUAUCUGUUAAAGGAUGGUGAGCAUAGCUCAGUUCUAACACUGAAAACAAAUUCUGGGGCUCAGAAAGUGUGCUCUUUGUUUCUAACUGUAUGUCUUGUUUUGCACCUGGUUAUCUGGUUGGCAGAUCUUGAGGGUUCUAGUAAAAGAAAACAGAGCAGAUCUGACAAGCUUUAAAGCCUGCUCCCCCCCAUUUUAAAUCAUAGAAGAAUGUAGAAUGGGGGAGAGAAAUGUUACUCGUAUGCUUCAAAAGUGAAAUAAUGCACAUUGUCUAAAAUUACCUCGUGCAGACCCUCCAAGUGUCUGUAUUUUCCAGGGACAGUCCCAUAUUUACUGAAGUCAUCCCAGUUUCUGAUUUGAUCCUGGAAUAUCCCGCUUUUCCUUUGGACACCCCUAUUUUCAUUAGAGAAUGUUGGAGGAUAUGGUAGUGGCAUGGAAUGUAUGGAAAAAUUCUCUUGAGAAUCUCUUGCUUCCCCGCCUCUUCAUGCUUUACAUGAAAAUACAGUAUAAACCUCAACAUAUGCUAUUAAGCUUUAACCUGUGUUUGAAAAUAAAGUCAUAUCUUGAUAGAGACUAACAGUUGUUCACGUGCUAAACAGCAACACUGCACAGAGGACAAUAUUUCUGCAGAUUUUUUUAAAAAUAAAGAACAUACCACUACAUUUUAUGGUCAGUGUUCAUAGUAACUGAAGCAAACAUGGGCUUUGUACAAGAUAGAACAGUGAGAAAUUAUAUUAGAAAAUAUAGUUUCUGGGGCCUUCCUUUUAUUUUGAUGUGGUUUUGUGGUAUUCUAAGUAGAGCAUUCUGUAAAACAUUAUGGUCAGUGAUGGUGAGUACUAAAAUACAAUAAAGACUGAACAGGGUAUGAUGUUAGUUUCCUCGCAAUAGUGUUGUAUAUGUGCAUUCAGUUUGAUGCAAAAAGCGCUGUUGGUUCCAUAGCCUCUAUUCUUUUUGUCUUAGUGAUCUCCAACUUUGCACAGAUAAGGAGGACCACAGUUGGUGAGCAAUCAUUCUCCAAUUGCUUUCCCCAUAAUAAAUAUAGCCACCAAAAGCAAUGUUAGAGCAAGGCACACAUACACACAGAUUACAGUAAUGUUGCACUGAUGAAAAUUUAAUGCCAAAGAGGUUGCUGCCUUUCUCCCGUCCAAUGGCUCCCUUAUUUAAAUGGUGUGGGUGAAAGCAUAGACACAGUGAAGGGAACAAAAAUGUAAGUAGAAUAGCUGCUUCCCCACGACCAAUUUGAUGUGGCCUGCUGCAGACCCAUUCUUAGUCUCCAGGCCACCCCUUCUGAGAAUUGCUUCCUAUUUUGUGUCAUUUGUGCAUGAAAGAGGGAGAUGGGGCAGUGAGUGAGAUGGGUGACUUGGCUGCUACACUGUGAGUGGGAAGCCUUGCAGUGAUCCAUAGGACAGGGAAAGAGAAGAGAAGGCAGAAGAAGAGAUAAGACAGAUCAAAUAGAAAAACCAAUAAUGGCCUAAACUGUGGGUGACUAACCUUUUUUGAUCCAUAGUCAACACUUUGAAGGCAACAUGCAAAAGUGGGGAUGGCAAAAAAAGGUAUGAAUUUAGUGGAGUCUUGGAGGAAAUACAUCUUUUUAUCUGGCUUCAUGACAUCACAGAAGGGGACCCAUGGAGCAGUCAAUUUUCAUAAAAUGACAGAUUUGGUCGGGGUCUCAGGGGCCUUGACCUAAACUAUCAUUGUUAGACACCUCUCCGACCCCAAUAAUCAGUGCUAUAAAACCUAAUGAUAUCAAUGAUCUUUUGAAGGAUGCACAUUUUAUUCCAAGUACUGAAUAUAGAGAUCCAGACAUGGGAACUGUAUGCAUAGCACCUUUGGAGGUUCCCAUUUCUUUUGUGCAUUGCUUUUCUUAGAUCUGGGCCUUAAUGAAUUGCCUGACAAUGGCUCAUCUUCAUCAUAUAUCUGAAGCUCUAUGAUGGCACUUUAACAGUUCCUGGAGAGAAUCCUGGGCACUGUAGUCGGUUAGGGGUGAUGGAAUCUGUACCGUUGUGAGGUCAGCACCAUUCGCAAACUACAAUUCCCAGGAUUCUCUUCAUGACUUUUAAAGUAGUACAAUCCUGCUUUAAAUGUAUGUUGGGGAUGUGACCUUAAUGUCUCAUUUCAUGGAAUAUUUGAAUGCAAUACUAACACACACACACCGGCCGAUGCUGAUGGCUAGGGGUGGGGGAUAGUUUAGUGGGGCACAUAGGUCUCUGUCUGUCUGCCUCCACCAGUAGAGAACAGCACUCUUGAUAUGCCAUGAAGGAGGGUCCAGUUUUCCUAGCAUGUGGAAAGCCAUGAAAUAGGAUGGGGGGGCAGAAGCCCUCGGUAUCCUUCACUGGACCCAGUUCUUAGGCUCAUCAGUUACAACAGCAAACCUGUAAACAGUGAUACGAAUCCGGAUUCCUUGGGAUGUGGCAAUAGAUCUGCACUCAUCUGAGCCCCCAAGGUUGGAUUGCUCUACCUUAAUAGCUUAUGUAUGAAUGCUGGCCUGCAUUAUAUUUGAUACUUAUUUACCAUGUUCUUACAGCACAGGGUCAGCCUCCUCUGUAACUGCUUCUCUAUAUCUAUCUUUAAUAUGUACUAUAAGCGAACUUGCUAAUGAUGGCUGAAUGUCAUUCUCUUACAGCUCCUAGCUGUUCGAAUACAUUCCAGACACAGAGCUAAAACCAUAGUCACCACUACGUACACCCAGCUAGAAAUAUUUUCUUAGAACAAACCUCACCUUCGUCAUAAAAGCCAGACUGGAUUUGCAGAAUCCGAGGGAGAGAGCUUGGAUCCAAGGAAUGGAUGAAAUUCUUCAAGCUUGAGGCCAUGGUCCGUGCAACAGCUAAAAAAAAAAAGUAUUUAAACAGAAAUACCUAGUAGGAUGCUCUCUGUUACCUCUUGCACAUAGAAAAAGAAAGGCGUGCAAAAUCUGAAGCAAGCUUUCUGUGGAAAGAGAGAGGUUCUUGAGCUUUCUCAGAGUGAAGACCACUUCCUCUGAAUUCACGUUGGGUUGGUGGAAGGCAGUCAUAGGAAGCUAAGAGAAAUGCACGGCAGCACCUGGCUAUAUACUAGCUUGUGCUUGUGCCAUUUUGGGCUACAGGAAAUACAAAAUACAAGUGCGUUUAUGUCAGUGAUAAGGAAAGGGUGGCGCCAAAAGAAUGUGCCAACUAGGAUAUGGUUUGGUACUUAAUGCAUCUGCAACGAUGCACACACAACAAUAAUACCUUGUCUUAAACCUUUGAUAGUUUGACACUGAACCUCUGGAACAUUAAAAAGUACUGUUUUUUCUUCUUUUUAAGGAAGCCACAAACUGUCUUUGAACAGAUGAAAUGAAACUGUUUUGCUGCUGUUGUUUUGCAGAAUUCAUAAGGGAAGUGAGAUAGUUUAAAGGGAAGGUGCCAUCUAUAACCUGCAGUGGCUAGUCAAAAGUAGCAGGAAUGUUUGUGUGUGCACAAUGGGCAGCUGAUGAGCACGGAAAGGGUGCAGCUGAUGAGGGGGUCUAGCUUGUGUAUCCUUGUGACACCCCCUGUCAUUUCAGCACAUGAGGGAAGGUCGCUUUGACCUCUGGAAUGUUGUUUUGUUGCCUGUGUAGACCAGGCCCAUUUUGAAGGCUCUGAAUUGUUUUGGUGAGAACAGGAGGCUUCCUGGUGCAGAAGUGACUGUUGGGGUCAGUUGGUAACGUUACAAGGUAGAUCUGAAUGUUGCAGCAGUGAUCGUUGCUUGGAGAGGAUGGGGGGGCAAGGAUAAAUGAGAUGAUUCUGAAGGAAGUGGGUCAAAAAAGGAAGUGAGAUGGUUAGCUCAGAUUCAAUUAUAUUUGCCUGAAAAUAGAGGAAUAGUGCACUAUCCCACUUGAAGCACUGGUAAUGACUUUUUUUACAUUUUAGUUCAAGGGGGCAAAACACACACACAGAGAGAGAGAGAGAGAGAGAGAGAGAGAGAGAGAGAAUUUUCUUUUCUUCGAUCUCAUAUUGGCAAGAACCAGAUCCUGGGGGUCCCAUAUGGCUGGUCCAUGAGGCAAUUGUUUCUCAUCUCAGACAAUUAUUAUGGAAAUGCAGCUCCCACAUAUUGCAGAAAGGGGGAAUUGAGAUGAUCAUUAGUUUGCAGCACCUUCCAUAUGAGGAAAGGCUAAAGGCCAUGAUCUCAAUGCUUACGCUUUAUUGACAGCCUGGGGAGCAGGUUGUGCAUGUUGUUUUCUAGUCUGAGGGAAUGAAUGUGCAGCACCUUUGUGUAUGUCUGAAUUUUCCCUGAUGUAUCCGAGUGCUUGAAUUUGAUAAGCUUCCCUGUAUUGGCUUAAAAGAAAACCAGCUUUUUAUUUUCGUCAAAACACAAACCAGCAUGAGUACUUUGAGUUUAUAAGAGCCUGCUAGAUCAGAUUGAUGGCCCACCUAGUUCAGCAUCCUGUUCUCACAGUGGCUGACCAGAUGCCUGUGGAAAGGUUGCAGGCCAGGUAUGAGCACAUCACUCUGCCCACCUGCCAUUAGAAGUCUCAAAAGGACAGUAUAUCCGGAAUAGUUCAACUGUUUCGGAAUAAAGCCUUCAUCAGUGAAUAAUUAUCAGUGAAAUAGUCAUACUAGUGGGGAUCAUGCUAGUGGAUCAGUGCUCCGAAACAGUUGAACUAUUCCGGAUAUACCGUCCUUUUGAGACUUCUGAGAGGCGUCUUCCUUUGAGACUUUUGUGAGACGUCCUCCUUUGAGAGUCGGCUUGGCAUUCCUCGCUAUUGAUUUGUUUGACUCUUUGUUUGACUCUGAGAUAUAUAACAACUUGUAGUUACUUGUAUAUUUUGUGAGAUGUGUUGUAUGAUAUAUACAUCAUUUUGAAGUGGCUUAUUUGUAUAUUUUGAAUGACAUCAUAACCAAUUAUAUAUACACGAACAGUUAUUAGCCAGCGUGUUGCGUUUGCAUUUUUGUAGAUUGUUACAUUUUGCAACACAGGGGUUUGUGUUUCUUCACCUGCAAUUCCCAGCAGAUGUGUGUAGGAAGCAGAGCUGGCUCACCCAUGACGCAGGCUAAAGUGCCCGCCUCAGGCGACGGAAGUACAAGAUGUGGCACUCUGGCCACACCUUCUGCUGCCAAGAGGGUGGUUGGUGUAUUAGUGUAUGGCAUUGCUAUUCGUCUUCCCUGCCCUUGGGUGGAAAAGCUGAGCAAGCAGCAAUACUUUAAGGAGUACCCCGGCUCCUGCAGAGUUCAGUGAGAGCAAGUGUGGGGUGGUGGUGGUGGUGGAAGAAGGAUGUGACACGGCAGGCCAGAAGAUGACAAUUCCCAUUUCACUUCAGGUGGCAGGACCAGGCCACCCCUGAAAGCUCUAAUGGAUUCAGUCCUGAUUUGGGGGCAUACACCAAGAUUUAUUUUCACCAGAGAAAUAUAUUUUGAAUGUAUGGCUUAUGUGGGCAGUGCAGUUUGUUGAUUUCUUGCCUUUGGCUAACUGUCCUAAAUCACAGGUGCCUGUUGAUCAUCUUAAGUGAUCCACUUGUGGUUGAAUAGCAGCCCACAUGAUGCAUCUGCACUAGGCUGGGAUGAAGCUCGUAUGAAACUCAUUACUUAGUAGAAAUGCAGGCAGGUUUGUUUUUUUAAGACCAGAGCAGAAACAUAACUGGUCAGAAAAUAUAUGCAGUCGUACCUUGGAUCCUGAACGCCUUGGUGCUUGGACAUUUUGGCUCCCGAACGCUGCAAAGUGAGUGUUCCAGUUUGCAAACGUUCUUUGGAACCUGAACAUCCAACGGGGCUUGCACAGCUUCCGAUUGAAUCAUAGAAUCAUAGAGUUGGAAGAGACCACAAGGGCCAUCGAGUCCAACCCCCUGCCAAGCAGGAAACACCAUCAGAGCACUCCUGACAUAUGGUUGUCAAGCCUCUGCUUAAAGACCUCCAAAGAAGGAGACUCCACCACACUCCUUGGCAGCAAAUUCCACUGUCAAACAGCUCUUACUGUCAGGAAGUUCUUCCUAAUGUUUAGGUGGAAUCUUCUUUCUUGUAGUUUGGAUCCAUUGCUCCGUGUCCGCUUCUCUGGAGCAGCAGAAAACAACCUUUCUCCCUCCUCUAUGUGACAUCCUUUUAUAUAUUUGAACAUGGCUAUCAUAUCACCCCUUAACCUCCUCUUCUCCAGGCUAAACAUGCCCAGCUCCCUUAGCCGUUCCUCAUAAGGCAUCGUUUCCAGGCCUUUGACCAUUUUGGUUGCCCUCCUCUGGACACGUUCCAGUUUGUCAGUGUCCUUCCUGAACUGUGGUGCCCAGAACUGGACACAGUACUCCAGGUGAGGUCUGACCAGAGCAGAAUACAGUGGCACUAUUACUUCCCUUGAUCUAGAUGCUAUACUCCUAUUGAUGCAGCCCAGAAUUGCAUUGGCUUUUUAGCUGCCGCGUCACACUGUUGGCUCAUGUCAAGUUUGUGGUCAACCAAGACUCCUAGAUCCUUUUCACAUGUACUGCUCUCAAGCCAGGUGUCACCCAUCUUGUAUUUGUGCCUCUCAUUUUUUUGCCCAAGUGCAAUACUUUACAUUUCUCCCUGCUAAAAUUCAUCUUGUUUGUUUUGGCCCAGUUCUCUAAUCUGUCAAGGUCGUUUUGAAGUGUGAUCCUGUCCUCUGGGGUGUUAGCCACCCCUCCCAGUUUGGUGUCAUCUGCAAAUUUGAUCAGGAUGCCCUUGAGUCCAUCAUCCAAGUCAUUGAUAAAGAUGUUGAAUAAGACCAGGCCCAAGACAGAACCCUGUGGGACCCCACUAGUCACUCUUCUCCAGGAUGAAGAGGAACCAUUGAUGAGCACCCUUUGGGUUCGGUCAGUCAGCCAGUUACAAAUCCACUGAGUGGUAGCAUAGUCAAGACCGCAUUUUACCAGCUUCUUUACAAGAAUAUCAUGGGGCACCUUGUCAAAUGCCUUGCUGAAAUCAAGGUAGGCUACAUCCGCUGCAUUCCCUUCAUCUACCAGGCUUGUAAUUCUGUCAAAAAACGAGAUCAGGUUAGUCUGACAUGACUUAUUUUUCAGAAAUUCAUGCUGACUGUUGGUGAUCACAGCAUUCCUUUCUAGGUGCUCACAGACUGUUUGCUUAAUGAUCUGCUCCAGAAUCUUCCCUGGUAUUGAUGUCAGACUGACUGGGCAGUAAUUAUUUGCGUCCUCUCUUUUCCCCUUUUUGAAAAUAGGGACAACAUUUGCCCUCCUCCAGUCUGCCGGGACUUCGCCUGUUCUCCAGGAAUUCUCAAAGAUGACUGCCAGUGGUUCUGAGAUCACAUCUGCCAGUUCUUUUAAUACUCUUGGAUGCAGUUCAUCUGGCCCUGCAGACUUGAAUACAUCUAAACUAGCCAAGUAUUCUUGUACUAUCUCCUUAGUUAUUCUGGGCUGUGUUUCCUUUGCUGAAUCAUUUGCUUCAAAUUCUUCAGGUCGGGCAUUGUUUUCUUUAUCGGAGAAGACUGAGGCAAAGAAGGCAUUGAGGAGUUCAGCCCUUUCUGUGUCCCCUGUUUGCAUUUCACCAUCUUCUCCUCUGAGUGACCCCACUGUUUCUUUGUUCUUCCUUUUGCUACGAACAUACCCAUAAAAGCCUUUUUUGUUGCUUUUAACCUCUCUAGCAAGCCUGAGUUCAUUCUGUGCUUUAGCUUUUCUGACUUUGUGUCUACACGUGCUGGCUAUUUGUUUGAAUUCCUCUUUGGUGGUUUCCCCCUUUUCCAUUUUUGUACACAUCCUUUUUAAUCUUAACUCAGUUAAAAGUUCUUUAGAUAGCCACCCUGGCUUCUUUAGGCACCUUCCAUGUUUCCGUCUCAUUGGUAUUGCCUGACGUUGUGCUUUUAGUAUCUCCCUCUUAACAAACUCCCAGCCAUCAUGAACUCCCUUUCCUUUUAGUAUUACUGUCCAUGGGAUCUCACCCAGCACUUCCCUAAGUUUUAUGAAGUCGGCUUUCUUAAAGUCAAGAAAUUGAGUCCUAGUAUGCUUGGCUGCUCCUUUCCGCUGUAUAGUAAACUUCAGAAGAGCAUGAUCACUCGCGCCUAAUGAUCCUUCCACUUCUACCCCACUAACCAGGUCAUCAACAUUGCUUAGGACCAGAUCUAAAAUGGCUGUUCUUCUUGUUGCUUCUCCCACUUUCUGGACAAUGAAGUUGUCUGCAAGGCCAGUGAGGAAUCUGUUUGACCUUAUGCUCUUGGCUGAGUUUGACAUCCAACAAAUAUCCGGGUAAACUGAAGUCCCCCAUUACUAUCUCCCUUCCUUUUGCAUGCUUGGCCAUCUGUUCCAGGAAGGCAUCAUCUAUGUCCUCCGUUUGGCUUGGGGAUCUAUAGUAAACUCCCACAGUGAGGUCACUGUUAUUCUUCUCUCCCUUAAUUUUGACCCAAAUGCUCUCACUUUGGCUUUGAGGUUCUAAAUCUUGGAUCUCUUCACAGGUAUACACAUCCCUGACAUAUAACGCCACUCCUCCUCCUUUCUUGUCUGGUCUGUUUCUCUGAAAUAGAUUGUAUCCCCCCAUUAUUACAUUCCAAUCAUGGGACUUAUCCCACCAGGUUUCAGUGAUGCCUAUUAUGUCAUAUUUAGUUUGCUGUACCAAGAGCUCAAGCUCAUCUUGUUUAUUUCCCAUGCUUUGCGCAUUAGUGUACAGACAUUGAAGUCCAUUAAUCAUUCCCCGUGUCUCUUAUUUAAGGAUUUUUCCUCCCACCACUAGGUCUGCGUGCUGUUUGCUCCAUUUGGUCUAUGACAUAUGGAUGAUCAUCUUCAUCAAUUGAUAGACUCCUACCUUCAGGAGCACUGUCUCCCUCCCCCACAUUAGUCAGUUUAAAGCCCUCCUGAUGAGGUUUCUGAGAUUUUUGGCAAAAACAUUUCUCCCAACCGUUGUGAGGUGCAGCCCAUUGCUUGCCAGAAGUCCAUCUUCAAGAAACUGCAGUCUGUGAUCUAAGAAUCCAAACCGUUCCUGUUUACACCAUUUGCGAAGCCAGCUGUUCACUUCCACUAUUUUCCUCCCUGGGCCACGUCGUUCAACUGGGAGGACAGAUGAGAUGACAAUUUGUGCAUUUAAUUGCUUCAAUUUCCUGCCCAGAGCCUCGUAGUCUCUUUUGAUCUUCUGGAGGCUAUUGCUUGCAGUGUCAUUGGUUCCCACAUGAACCAAGAGGAAGGGGUAUUUGUCAGUGGGUUUUAUGAUUCCUUGCAGUCGUUCAGUUACAUCUUGGAUCUUAGCCCCAGGGAGACAGCACACUUCCCGAGACAUCUUGCCAGGCCCACAGAUCACUGCUUCUGUUCCCCUCAGUAGGGAAUCCCCUAUCACCACUACACGCCUACUCUUAGGUUUGGUCGGGGUUCUUCCGUGAGCUGUCCGUUCCAAGGUCGCCUGCAGAUUCCCUGAGGACUGACUUUGCUGCUCGUCUUCAUAUACCUGAUCGACUGUAAUGAGGGAGAGAUCCUCAAAUGGAGUCUGCUCUUCGUCUUCCAUGCUAGGGGAGAGGACCUCAAAGCGAUUGUGUAUUUCUAAACAAUCAGAGCGAACCCUGGGCCUCCUACUUCUUUGAGUCACGUUUCUCCAUAUAUCUGGCUCCUGUGCUGGUGAACUAGCCUCCUUCUCAGGGGGAGUCCCCUGUCUCCUCCUUGGUGGAGAUGGUGUGCUCUGUUGCUUCCAAGAAGAGCUCCAGCUCUCUAAUUCUUUGGAGCGUAGCUACACGUUCCUCCAGUUGCUGGACUUUGUCUUUUAAGAGGGCAAUCAACAUGCAAUUGCUGCAGGUAAAGCUGCCUGCAACCUUUGGCAAGAUGGCAAACAUUGCUCAGGAACCGCAGGCGACUGCAGCUGUUCCCUCCUUCUCCAUCUUGAGAACGUGUCGUUGGGGGUGGCUACAGCGGUCCUCCAUCAUAAAAAGCAUGAAGACAGGACAAAUAACUCCCCCCACAAAAAACCUAGGUCUCCCCCAACAAACGUUUGAGACUAGCUCCCCUAAAUCUAAAAGAUGGAUCAAAGUGCGCGCGCCGCUGCCCUGCGAGCUCUGAUAAGCUCCUCCCACAGUUAAUCACCUGCCUCAACAGAAACCCUGCCCCCUCUGACCUUUGCAUAGGGAGAGCAGCUAAUCAGCCACAAAGAAACACACACACACAAGAAAACCCUUUUUGCUCCUUCUUCAACUGCUGCCCUGCAAGCUCUUGCAAGAUUGCCCUGCAAGACUGGCUGCAGGAGCUUCACACAGUCAAUCAGAAGCUGCACUUUGGUUUCCGAACGUUUUGGAAGUGGAAUGGACUUCCAGAACGGACUCUGUUCAUCUUCCAAGGUACAACUGUAUCUAGAAUCUGUCUCAGAAAAAAAUAUUUCUGACAUGGAGGUAUUGGUCUGUGUGGCACUCUUGCAAGGGUAACCAUGGGCACCUGGGUUUCAAGACUUUUCCAGAAUGAAAAAUAUAGAUAUGCAAAGGAAGAACAUCUUGUAGAUAAUCUGCAUUUUCUUUUAUGCUGUCAUAGCUGACAAUGAGUCCCUCAACACAGUCUUUUGAACCAAACUACAUUUAAACCAUUCCCAGGGCACCAAAUACCUUAUUCAAGGGCACCAUGGUACACACAGGUGCCAGGUUGGCAAUCCCUGGUUUAUAGCAACUGAAACACUAUUAUAUCAACUUGCAGGUUAUUUUGUUAGUAUUCCCAGAUUCUUAGAAGCUAAUAUGAAAGUAGUUGGAAAUCGUUGGCCGCUGAUGCUGCUCAGGUCCAUUGUUGCUUAGGUUUCAAAGGUUUGCUUUGUGCUGCUGUUGCUUAGGUUUCAAAGGUUUGCUUUGAGGGGGAAAUUAUUCAAGAUCCUCAGGUUACAAACCUCUUUAGUUUUCAAGAUGGGAAGAGAGAUAUUUCACCUGAGUUUUUAAACUACUCUAAGGAAGCUAUUUUCAAUCCCUGUUGUGUACAAGGUUUGGCUGAUGAGUCCAUUGAAGCAGCGUGCAUUGAAGCUGACAGUCUUAUAACCUAGCAUGUUAUAGCAUGUUCAUGAUUCCUAAGGGGUUUUUUUGGUUAUGGUUUUCAAAUAUGCUGAUUAUUUUCCACAAACCAAAACAUCUCCUCAAGCAAUCCUAAUGAAUGGGUGAAAGUCUUUAGGGCAAAAUAAAUAUCUUUUGUCAUAGGCAGCACCAAAUAUUCAGGAGAAGGUGAAAGAAUAUAUUACUUUGUAGAAAUACUUCAGGUCCAUUAAAGGUUUGCUUUGAGAAGAGAAUUACUCAAGAUCUUCAAAUUACAACAAAAGUGUUUUGAAAUGUGUUUGGCAUAUCUUCAGUGCAUUUGUGACAGCUGGAGACACACACAGGAGACUGUUUUUGAAUUAAUUUUACAGAUCAAUCCUCCUGUGGUGCCUGGUGAUGCACGCUGUAAUUUAUUUUUAAAGAGGCCACGGUGAUUCUUGGGUGUCAUGAAAGAAAUCCCUGAAAAGUAUUUAUACACAAUUCCUGCUAAAAGGAAAGGACAAUGAAUUCAUUUAAAUACAUUUGUGCAAGAUGGUUCUUCCCAGUGGAAUCUGCACAUUCACUUUCUCUAAUUAUUCUUGAAGUUUUGCCUAUCAGCUUGCCUAUCAACUCAGCACAUGGGAAAGGAAAACAGCUUGACGUUUCCUGAUAGCAGAGUGCUUUUACAAUAGCAUAUGAGAAAUCAGCUGUUAUUUCCUUAUCUUUCUCAAUAUCUAAGAGCUGAUUCUGAUGUGGUGUCUUUUAUGUAGAAGAGCUGCUAGCCGCAUGGAUCACACUUAACAUGUGGAGACAUUCCUUUCUCGUUUAUAUAAUGAGGCUUCUCUGAAGAGAUUUGGGACCUCCUCUCUUUCCCCAACCCCCCAUUGUUUAGGACGAACUGCUCCUAGAAUUAUAUUCUCAAAUGCUGCAUUGCCAUUUACAUAGUUUGUUUGCCGCAGUAAAGGUAGCACCCCAGGUACCCAGAAUCUUUCAUGUAGCAGGAUUUUGAAGGCUCAGCUGUACAGGCAGUCCUGCAAAAAUGUUAUCCUGUGAACUGAGUGUUCAUAAGCAUGCUGCUGGAGAGUUACUGCUCAAAAAUAAUGAAUUAGGUUGCAAUCCCAACCUGAAAUGAACCCACCUGCAAAUAAGUGGUCAAAUUCCCAACAUGAGCACACUUAGAGGAGUUCUAGCUUAGCCUCUUCCUGCAUACUAGUUUUCCAGCAUGGUAGGUGUUUCAAUAUAGGGGAGCAUUAAAUAUAUAUAUUCUACCUGGAGUGUGAAGUGGUGCAGUCCAGUUAUACACCCUACAACUCUUACCACCUCAUUCCUUAUUUAAUCUUCUGCAUGUGGGAAGACCUGACUAACAGUGAAUAAAAUUGUUAUUGGUGUAUAUAUGAUUAAUAUUAAUAGAGAGAGGCUUUUUCUGCCUCACGCUAGUUCACAAAAUAAAACAUUUAUUUUAAUUCUGUAUAGGUUGCAAACUUCAAUUUUUCAAAAACCAGUAUGAAAAUGUGAUGGCGAAUAACGGGUAAUACAUAAAUCAAGAUUGCAGUUACUGAGUCUGCACAGUGUUCAUGAAUUAUUAUGGUUACUAUCUGUAGCAAACUGUUCUGUACAUCAGUCUUCAGUUUAAAAAUUCCCAUUCUCCUCAUGCUUUUAUUUUGAUGGAAAAGCUGGUACACCCACAAUAUAUAUAAACAUAUUUACAUUGAAACAUUUAAAGUUGCUAUUAAAUUAGGUUUUGUUUUACUUUCAAAUUGUAUAUCCUUAAGCAAAAAAGCAGUGAAAUAUCUUGACACAUUUCCGUGGGAUAAUCCAUUGUGUGUGUGUGUGUGUGUGUGUGUGUGUGUGAUUUGUUGCCAAUGAACAUUAAGAAAACUAAGUCUUUGCAACAUUUCUCUAUAUCCCAGAAUUCAUGACAUAUUUUUCAAGGUCAACAGAGAAUGUAUCUAUACUGCAGACAUGUCUGUUUCAUACCAGCUUAACUAUCAUGGUUUCCCCUUAAAAAUCCCGAAAAUUUGGACAAGGUGGUGACAGUUCUUAAGUGUUCUAGCUCAUUUGAAGAACUAUAUACUUUAACAUUUUACACGACUGUCUUCAGGUUUGACAGGACCAUUGAUGUGCCCUCUCUGGUCGCUUUCCUAUACUGGUCUACUCCCUGGCUGCAGGCUUAUCUAGUGGCAGUAUCCAUGACUUACCACAAUGGUGUUUCAUAGCUGUCUGCCACUUGGGGUGGGGGUAGGCUUUCAAUCUGUGUUGGUGAAUUCUGUUGGGACCCCAGCAGCUGGCUAAAGGAUCCAGGUGUUAAUGAUGGGCCUGAAAUUUUAAUACCAUGUUUCCUUUCUGUUCACAAUAUAAUGUUAUGGGAUUGAAUUUGGACUAAAUGACUCUUGGGGACUCCUCCAAGCCUGUUAUUCCAUAGCUGUAAAAUGGGAUCUGGAGAGUAGAAGGACUACAGAUACUGUCAGUCCAAUUUCUUUUGUCAAGCAAACAGACCUAGGUAUUCUGUUAAGUAAACUAUUUGUUACAUAAGGUAGGGGCAAUAUGUUGCCAUAGAAAUUAAAUCUGAAGGAGCUGGCCUAAUGCAGACAGUUCAGCAAAAUAAGAACAGCAAUAAAAAAGCUGUCCUCAUUGCUUUUGCCACCCUGACCUCAGAAGGUCAAAGAUGUCAAAUAUAAGACCUUGAGGCCCUUACCAGAACUUUUUGAGUGGUAUAAACAGUCAACAGAUAUUAGAUCAACUUCAGGGCUAGUAAAUUGUGUGUCCAGACCCAGAAACAUCCCCCCUAAAUAAAUUCACACUUGACUCAAAAUUUUGGUUUUGGUUCUUGGCAGAAUUUAGGCCACAACUUUAUUGAUUACAGAAAGUGACUGGUUGCAUAGGCUCUGGAUCAACUAGCUCACUGCCAUGCAGGUAGCGCUGACCCAGGGUUCCAGCAUAGGUCAGCCAAGGGUGAACACCCAGAUAAGCGGAAAGCCAGGAACGGGCUAACUCCGCCACCCAAAUGUCCCCCUGGACUCAGGGAUGGACACAACCUCCUCUCAGGGGUCGACCAAACCAUCGAGUCCCUGGAUUCCUUUAAUGGAAAACCCUUCACAUAGGGAUGGCGAGAACGUUCUCCCAUCUGUAGCACUUGAACCAGAGCCUAUCUGCAACCUUACAAGUUGUGACGAUUUGCUACGUGGCAGGCGAAACCCAAAUGGCAACAGCCAAUCAGCCAAGUGGGGAAAAUCCUGCCGUGCCCCUGUCACAAUGACAGACGACACACGACGGUGUAGUAAUGUCAAGCGCAAAGCCCUAAAAGUAGGGAGAGGUCUGCGGGUGUUCUGAAUGCAUGCGCCGAAAGAGGAAGCUCUGGGUCACGUGCAUGGGCAUAAAUAGGUCCCUCGAACCGUUUGAACUGUGUCCCAUUGGCCAGAUUGCACCCAGCUUCGAGGGACCUACCAAUCAGGUGUUGUGGCUGACUGAUCGUACCCACCCAAAACAGAGGGUGUUGGUUUUCCAGGUCUCACUGCAAUACAUGCCCUCUUUAAGGGAGGACCCGAUCUAUGGGUUGCAUUCAUCUAACAUAUCCUUUCAGCGCAAGCCCUGCACAACUGCUUCUGCUUGUGCAAGAUGGCUUCCUUCCCACUCCUCCCCAGUGCCCUCUCAGUGCUCUCUCCCCCCCCCCCCAAUUGCAAAGGAAGGCUGGUGGGGUGUUGCUCCAUCUAGCAAGCUGCCUGUUAUAUUGGGAAAAGUGUGUGCUCAUCUAGUUCAGUAUUUUGAUAUGUGUAGCUCUUCCUCAAAAUUUUCAGCAGGCCUUAGAUUUUCUAAACACAUGGUUGGAUCCAGAGGAAGCUAGUUGUGACCAACUUUUCACCAUGAUUUCAGUGGGACAUAAGUGUUACUAAUUUGUUGGGGAUCUAACCCCCAGAUCUGUACCUAAAUGUGUGAGAUCAGUUCUCUAGAAUUCAUAAGAAUGAGCCCUGUAAUUUUAGUAGACAAAACCGUUUGUGGUUUAAGUAUUAUCGUAAUGCCAAAGACACUGCCAUGAAUUUCAAAAAAUAAAUUUGAAUUCUAUUAUUAUUUCUCUGUGUAAAUGAUUAAGAGCAGAACAAAUAACCAGGGCUUUAUACUGAGGAGAAAGAACUUUGCUGCCUUGCACCUGGCAUGAAAAUAUGCCAGUAUUAUCACAUUCUGGAGGGGUUCCAGGCUCGCCAGAUGCUGUUUUGUGCAUGCCACCAAAAUUUGCAUUCUAUCCCAAAGCUUGAAGAUAGAUUGCUUCUUUCAGAUAGUUAUUUUCUGCAGAGUAAUUUUAAACAGUCCUCCUUUUUUGUGUGCUCACUUAAAAGGUAAAAACAGUCUGGUGGCAUAGAUGGUGGGAAAUAAAACUUUGUCACGUUCUGUGUUGUAUAUAUAUAUUUUUCCCCUUUGCAAAUUGAAGCGAAAGGAGUUUUUAAAAGGUUUCCGUGGCUGGUGUUAAAGCACUUGAUCUUAAUCUUUAAGGGGCAAGAGAAAAUCAAUAAGCAUUACAGUUAUUAUAGUAAGCAUUUAGCAAUUAAUAAAUCCCUCUUUAGGUACAAUAACAAACGAUUGGGCAAAUUAAGCCCAGUUUACUAAGCCAAAUGGCUUGUUUCUUUUCGUCAGACAAAAGUAAUAAACAUGCAGUGCAAUCCUAAAUGUAUUUACUUAGAAGAAACCCUAAUUGGGAUCAGUGGGACUUGCUCUCAGGUAAGAGUAGGAUUGUAGCCCAAACAGUUUAAAUAGUUUCUGUUUUAGAUAGAACUGCUGCCAAAAUAUGCCCAAAGUGAAUUUGAAGACUUGCUAGGGCACAAAAUCUAAGGAACAGAGAGAAGGGAAAAAAAUCCCCAAAUUUGGCGAUUCUUGCCUGGACAUGAUCCCAGAAAUUAUGGUUUCUCUUUCCCAUCUUCAUUUGCACAUCCUUGGAAACCCUAGUGCAUGGGUAGGCAAACAAAGGCCUGGGGACCGGAUCCGGCCCAAUCGCCUUCUAAAUCCGGCCCACGGAUAGUCUGGGAAUCAGCGUAUUUUUACAUGAGUAGAAUGUGUCCUUUUAUUUUAAAUGCAUCUCUGGGUUACUUGUGGGGCAUAGGAAUUCAUUCAUUCCCCCCCAAAAAUAUAGUCCAGCCCCCCACAAGGUCUGAGGAACAGUGGACCAGCCCCCUGCUGAAAAAGUUUGCUGACCCCUGCGCCUAGUGUCACCAGGGAAACACAUUGUGAUUGAAUGUGUGGAAUGCAGCUCAGUUCAGUACACACUUACUUAGGAGUGAACUUCAUUGAAUACAAUGAGACUUACAUGUGUACAGAACAGGGCUACAUACAGGAUUAGUAUUAUUAGAGAGUUGUGCUGGUCUGGCUUUUAACCUUGAAGAUAUUCCAAUAUAUACAAGUUAUUAGUACUAUACCAGUUAAAUUUGGAAAUUUCCUUGAUAGCUAAAGAGUCAACCUGCUUGACAUUCCUUUCUUGGAUUUGCAAUUGUUUCCAAGUCGGGACUGAAUACAAGGCAAGUCCAUGUAUGUUUACUCAUCAUUUGAAUAGGUAAAUUAGCUUUUGGAAAAGUUCAGGACUUAACACCUCUUUUAAAUUUUUCAUUGUAACUUCCUUUCUACUAAACAAUGAAGACCUUUUCAGGCAGAAAAGGUUGGGUUGGCUAAAUCUCAACUGUUAAUGGGGAGAGAAAUAGUACAACAUAUAGGUUUUCCCCCACAAGAUUAACUUCCACAACAGAUUUCUCUCUGUUCCAAGGGAAAGCACAAAUUGAAUUACUUUCUCAUUCGAUGUAGAAUGGGGCCAAUGUUCAAGCAACUUUCACAAUUACGUUGGGAUUACAUGGCAGUUUCGGGAAAGGGCAAUGGAAGAAGCUGUAAACUAAGAGUCUUUGUAUUCCUUGUUGGUCAGUGGUGAACUGUCCCUUUUAAGUGCGCCACUAACAAAUGUUUCCCUCAGGUGCCCCUGUUCUUGCUUGUUAGCAUUUGAAUUGACUUAGGAGAGCUGAAAGGUUUAGCGAGAGUCUUUACCUAUUAUUGAAUAUCACAUAAAGUUGUUCUCUUUUUUAGCUUUCCAUUUUUACUGUCUGUAAUAAAACUACAUGGAUUCUUGAGUACAAUUUACUCCCAACUUUCACUGAAAGCCCUUUUGUUUUUUAGUGCACUGCUGUAGGGCAAAUGAGGACAUAUGAUUAUCUUAACGGUCCCUAAAUCUGAGGACAUGCUGCUGCUAUGCUUUUCCUAGCAUAACGCUGAGUGUAGAGUGAACCUUUGGCCCUGCAUUAUACAAAAACUGAACAAAUUCUAGUUCCUAGAUUUGCUUUGAGAGGAUUAGGAGAUCAAACUUUUUUAGCUUCCAAAUUUUAGAGGAGAGGGUUAUUUUGGCUUAAUAUUCUCCCACAGACUGAUGAUCUCUUUUCACAACUCUACAUGGGGCACAUCAAGUGUCUGCCCAGCUGCUGCAUUAAACUGCAAGGGUCAGGAAAGAGAGCAAGAGAGCAUGCACAAAAGUGUGUGACCUUGUUGAUUCUUCUUGAUCUUUUUGGUCUUACUUGGAUGGUAGAUUCCAGAAGGUGGUGCUUGUGGAAUAUUGUUUUGCCUUGUUGGGGGACUCCAGCACUGAGGUGGCAGAGUGUGAUCUCUCCUAUACUUUCCAACAUGUGCAUGAAACUGCUGAGUAUGGUCAUCUGGAGCGUGUUUCACCAGCAUGCUCCUAUUAAUCUCAAGCUGGUGUGAUAGUGGAAGUAAUGAAGCAGUAUCUGACAGUGGAGAUGGACUGACUGGAUAAAAGCUAAGACAUCGAAUCUCAGUUCAGAUAAGACUAAGAUGCUGUUAUGAGCAGAUGGUUUCCUAGUCUGGAUAGAUAGUGUCAACCAGGUCUAGAUGGGGUCACACCCUAGGGAACUUUUGGUCUGUGGACCAGUCUUUGCCCAUGAGGUCCUUCCACCAAUCCAUGUCACUGGUGACGUCAACUGAUGGGUAUUAAUCCUACAUUGGCUGUGGGCUCUGUUCCAAGGAAGGAACAGUAUUGUGCAGCCAAGGCAGCAAGAUUUAAUCUCUGUUCAUCAGUUUCCCAAAAGCACUGUUUGGAGCACUUUUCCUGUGAAUGGGUGGGUGGCAGAAGUGUGCAAGAUUCUGCCAUGCUUUAAUUAAGAUCAGAGCAAAGGGGACUUAAUAGGAAGGAGGAAGAAGCAUGCAAAUGCCAUUGCAAGUCUCACUCCAUCCCUUUUAAGCCACCAAUGUUGCUCCAGUCUUAAAGGGAGGGGGGAGACUCACUAAGGCAGGGGUAGGCAACCUAAGGCCCGGGGGCCAGAUGCAGCCCAAUCGCCUUCUCAAUCCGGCCUGCAGACAGUCCAGGAAUCAGCAUGUUUUUACAUGAGUAGAAUGUGUCCAUUCAUUUAAAAUGCAUCUCUGGGUUAUUUGUGGGGCCUAGGAAUUUGUUCAUUUUUCUUUUCUUUUCAAAAUAUAGUCCAGCCCAUCACAUGGUCUGAGGGACGGUGGACUGGCCCCCAGCUGAAAAAGGUUGCUGACCCCUGCACUAAGGCAUUGCAAGCCUCCCUCCAAUUCCCUUUCAUGUCCUGCCCACCUGUCAGAUUUGGCCUGUAGAUCCUGAUAAGGAUCUGGCCUGUGGAACCCCGGCCUUAAAGCAUCAGGUUCCUAGCAUAUGAGUACUCCUGAUUCCAUGUCACCGGAGGAUUCUGUCACAUGGUGUGUCUUCUAUCAGGUUUGGCUGAUUACUCAAGUUACAACUCUGUCUGGAUGGAGAUUACCAUGUAAUCUCUAGGUGACGCCUCCGUAAGUCAUUUUAAAUAAAUAAAAAGGUUGAUUAGAAAAUAAGAUCACCAUAGCCUCCUAAUGAUUUGGGAGAACAAUAGAAUCAUAGAACUGUAGAUUUGGAAGGAGCACCUGAUAUUUUUCUGUUUAAAUAUGAUGGCUCUUAAGCUUUUAAUGGUGACACCAAAGCCAGUACGAUUUUAAUGCCUUUCAAGCAUAUAAGACAGCCAGCAGUGAUGGCAGGUUUCUAUAUUCCUCCCUGCCAAUGUAGCUCAACUGAAGCACAACCUCAAUAUUGCAUAGAAAAGGGAGGCUAGUCCCCUGCGUGGCACUAGGAGACUGUUGUUGCCGAUUUUCAUGUAUCAGAUAAUAGUGCAGUUCAGCCAAAGUAAGAGUGAGCAGAGCAUUUUAGCCUCAGUUUUUUUUAAACCCCCCCCAUCUAUUUCUAAGCAAAUCUCAUAGGUAUUUGGUAGAGACUACAACAAGCAAGUUUCUUUUGUCUGCCUUGCAGCAGUAGGGAACAGGGCUUUAGCUCACUGUUAGCAGCAGAAUUAACAUUCACUCAAGUUUUUGACUCCUUUAUUUAUUCUCCAUUAUACUAUGAAAGAAUUAAACCUUCUUUCAAGACUGGCAGGGACGAGAAACUUCUUUCAGCAUUCAUCAUUAUUCCUUUUAAAACAGGACUUGAAUUUAAAUUUAUUUCUCUAAGAAAACAUGCACUACUGUAUAUGAACGCACAGUAAUGGCAGGAAGCAUGUAUAUAAGUGCAAGCUACUUCUAAGCAGUAGCUCAGGCGCAGUAGAGCUACCCUGCUGUUCUCUAGAAGACAGAGCCCAAAAGUAGAAGGUUCCUCCUCUCCAAGAAGGAAAAAGUGUUUUCCAAUUUGCCUUGACAUCUUUCUCAAAAAGAAGGUAACUCUUUGCUGUCUGCUCCCCUCCUUCCAUGAAACUUCCAAGAGGUGAUAAAUACUGCGUUGGAAAUCAAAGAACUGUGGCUUGCUUUAAUAUCAAGUGCUAGUCAUACUUUGAAUACACCCACUGAUAUCAAGUUACUUAGGUCCAUUGAUUCUGGUAGGUCUACAGGCAAUGGCUGUUUUGUGUGUGGGGGGUUACAUUUCUGACCCUCAUGUGCAUCGGUAGAGCAUGUGUAAGCCCGCCCCCUCCCCCUUUUCCGGCCACUUCUGGAGUGUGGCGAUGCAAAUGUGCAGUGGUGCUUCAGUUGGACGCGCCUAAAAAUGAACCACUGCAAUGUUUGGAACUACACAAUGGGAAACUGGGCAAUCACUCUUAUACCCCAGCCCCCAAUUUCAGUAAGGAUCAUAAAGUAAAAGUUGUGUGAAGGAAUAUAAAAAGUGGAUAUGUCAAAGGCAGUAACCAAUGGACAGGCAAACUGGUAGGAUCAACACUUGGACACGUAUGGUAGGGACAUUAUGCCAGACUCUGUUGACAUUUUUAUCUGUUUGAUAAAUGAACUUCUGAUAAUGGCAGUAAAAAAAAAAAGUGAUAUAAACUGUAUCCUUAUAGAUUUUGUAAAGUCGCACCUGACAGUGCUUAUUAUGAUCAAGCACUGGCUAUAUACUAAGGAAUAUGAUACUAUGAAGUACAUAAUAUUUUACUAAAAGAUGAAUUGCUGUAUUUUCUAGACCAUCUGGAACAACCAAAAUUAAUUAAAAUUUAUGUUUCUGUAAAGUAAUUACAUUUUCAGGAGGGUUGCCAUUGUUUGUUACUUGCAUACUACUGCGCUGUUGGCCUGUGCAGUUUUGCUUGUUGUAUAAAUGUGGAAACUUUUAGGAUUGGAUAAUAUUGAACCAUCUCUCAAGAUGUAUGCUAUUAAAAUGGAGGUGGAAAGGGUGUGUGUAUAUACACACAUGUAUUUUUUUGCACCAUAGUCCAGUUAUUGAAGAUUAUGAACAUUACUCUAAAUAAAAAAUUCCUUCCAGUAGCACCUUAGAGACCAACUAAGUUAGUUAUUGGUAUGAGCUUUCGUGUGCAUGCACACCUCUUCUUCUUGUAUCUUGUAUUUUUUUUACAGUGGUACCCCGCAAGACGAACGCCUCGCAAGACGGAAAACCCGCUAGACGAAAGGGUUUUCCGUUUUGAGAGCGCUCAUAAAGCAAUUUCCCUAUGGGCUUGCUCGCAAGACGACAGCCCAUAGGAAAUCUCAGGGACAGCGGGGAAGCGCAGCGCGUCUUCCCCACUGUCCUCGGACCUCCUCCGAAGCCUGGCGGCGGGGCGGGGACACCUCCUCCCGCCGCCGCCGGGCUCGGAAGGCUCCUCCGAGCCGGGCGGGGGAGGGAACACCUGCCGCCGCCGCCCGGCUCGGAGCGGUGCUCCGAGCCGGGCGGGGGGAGGGAACACCUGCCGCCGCCGCCCGGCUCGGGACGGUGCUCCGAGCCGGGCGGGGGGAGGAAGACCUCCCCCGCCGCCCGGCUCGAGCGGUGCUCCGAGCCGGGCGGUGGGGAGGAAGACCUCCCCGCCGCCCGGCUCGGAGCGGUGCUCCGAGCCGGGCGGUGGGGAGGAAGACCUCCCCGCCGCCCGGCUCCGGAGCGGUGCUCCGAGCCGGGCGGGGGAGGGAACACCUCCGCCGCCGCCCGGCCCGGAACGGUGCUCCGAGCCGGGCGGGGGAGGGAACACCUGCCGCCGCCGCCCGGCUCGGGACGGUGCUCCGAGCCGGGCGGGGGAGGGAAGACCUCCGCCGCCGCCCGGCUCGGGCGGUGCUCCGAGCCGGGCGGUGGGGAGGAAGACCUCCCCCGCCGCCCGGCUCGGAACGGUGCUCCGAGCCGGGCGGUGGGGAGGAAGACCUCCCCCGCCGCCCGGCUCGGAGCGGUGCUCCGAGCCGGGCGGGGAGGGAACACCUCCGCCGCCGCCCGGCCGGAGCGGUGCUCCGAGCCGGGCGGGGGGAGGAAGACCUUCUGAAGGCGGGCGGGGGCGAAGUCUUUGCUCCCCUGCCUGCCUGUCCCGGAGGGCUUUUGAAGGCGGGGAGCAAGACUUUCGCCCCGCCCGCCUUCAGAAGAGGUCCAGGACCUCUUCUGAAGGCUGGCGAGGGCAAAGUCUUUGUCCCCCUGCCUGCCUUCCCAGGGGCUUUAAAUUGCCCCGGACAGCGGAGAAGUCCUCCGCUGUCCCGGGUGAUUUUAAAUGCCGCCCGCCAGCAUUUUAAGAUCGCCCGGACAGCGGAGAAGUCCUCCGCUGUCCCGGGGUUUUAAAAUGCUGGGGGUGGGAAGAAAAGCCCUUGCCCCCAGCCUUCAGAAGAGGUCCGGGGACAGACUGUCCCCGGACCUGGUCUGAAGGCGGUUUCCCUAGGAACGCAUUAAUUGAUUUUCAAUGCAUUCCUAUGGGAAACCGUGCAUCGCAAGACGAAAAACUCGCAAGACGAAGAGACUUGCGGAACGAAUUAAUUUCGUCUUGCGAGGCACCACUGUAUUUUGUUUCAACUACGGCAGACCAACACGGCUACCUACCUGUAACUAGAACAUUAUUAGAACAUUACUCUAGUUUGGGCAAAUAUGCACCUUUAUGGACAAACAAGAAUGAGUUUAGUGAAUAUGAAAUAAUAUAUUUUCAAAUCUUAAGUGGUUUCUGUUUUAUAUCUGAUGAAAAGGAAGGCAAUGUUAGGACCAAGGUAACUGUGAGAGGCAGUGGAAGACAGGAGUGCCUGGCGUGCUCUGGUCCAUGGGGUCACGAAGAAUCAGACACGAUUAAAUGACUAAACAACAACAAACUGUAUGUUUAGGGUGGCUUUACAAAGAGGAACAACCUUUUAACACAUUUCCACCACAGUUUUACAACCACAGUUUCACCACUACUAAGAUAAAUUUGUUAUUCUGAAUUAAUUAACCUUGAAUAAAAAGGGUUGCAAUUUUGCUACACAGUGCUUUCAAAUAAAAUGAUUAGUGCAGUCAAAACAGGAAAUAAUAUGAACUCAGCAUUUUAUAAAACUUCUUUAAUUCACUCUUUCUUUACAUGAGUAUUUAUAAGCACCUUGUAAUUUACUCUUGAUAAAAAAAAUCAACAAGAAACAGGAAUGAUUUUCAUUAGGAAAAUAUGUCCAGGCUUAAGAAUGUGCAUAUGAAGAUAAAAGUAAAAACAUGGAUAGUUUGCAUACCAAGACUACAACCUUGAUCUUGAAUUGAUUCAAUCCAUUUUGGCUUUGUCACAACACAAAGCUUCUAUCAACACAAUCCUAGACAACCAGUGGAGAUAAAAUGCAUGCACAGCUGAAGGUGUUCUGAAAGUUUUUACUGCAGCCAGUCAUCUCACAAAUGAGUUGUAUAUUGCCAGUAAUAAACAUUUAUUUAUGCCGCUAUAGUUAUUUGUAGGGGAUAGUGCUGUGUGGAAACUUAGCAUCUCAAUUUCUUGAUUUUUUUUUCUUCUGCUGCAAAACAGGCUCCCAUCUGCUUCCAUUAUACAUUGCUCCAGUGCCCUGUGGUUUUCCUUUUUUUAA